Molecule: messenger RNA, 2127 nt
Organism: Schistosoma intercalatum
Lineage: Eukaryota; Metazoa; Platyhelminthes; Trematoda; Strigeidida; Schistosomatidae
Source: the annotation of a GenBank genome assembly
AUGAAUAAGACUCUGUGUGAGUCAAUUAGAUGGUAUGUCAGUCAAAUAAAGGGAUCAAAUCCUGAAGACAUAGCUGAUGGUGAUAACUUUACGUGUGUCGAGUUUAAUGAGUCCGGAGAAUUGUUAGCUACUGGUGAUAAAGCAGGUCGUGUUACGGUUUUUAAGAAUAAUAAAGAUACUGGAUUAUAUGAUAUUUAUUGCACAUUUACGAGUCAUGAACCAGAAUUCGAUUACUUAAAAUCUCUGGAGAUCGAAGAGAAGAUUAAUUCAAUUACUUGGCUUCAAGCAUAUUCUUCUGCUCAUCAUCUUCUUUCAGCUAAUGAUAAAACCAUUAAACUGUGGAGAUUAUCAGAAAGACACUAUGAAGCAUAUAAUUUUAAUAUACGUGACGAUGAGAAUGCUAGUUUAUGGGAUGAAAGCUCGGAUCGACUGAAUAUGAUCGGACCACCAAUUCCUCACAUAAUUACUCCAGAUAAACUGCGUAUUCCGAAGUUUCGUAAAUCUCGUCAUCUUACAAUCGAAGCCCGCCCACAACGUUUUUUUGCCAAUGCUCAUGCUUAUCAUAUAAAUGCGGUUUCUGUAAAUUCUGAUCAAGAAACAUUUCUUUCGGCUGACGAUUUACGCAUUAAUCUUUGGCAUUUAGAUGUGACCAAUCAGUCAUUUACUAUUGUCGAUUUAAAACCGUCAAAUAUGGAGGAUUUAAGUGAAGUCAUUACUUGUUCACGGUUUCACCCUGUUCAGUGUAAUAUACUAGCCUAUUCAACUAGUCGAGGUUUGAUUCGGUUAUGUGAUAUGCGAUAUCGUGCUCUAUGUGACGAUCAUGUACUUGUGUUUGAGGAUCCAAGUCUUUCACAAAAUCUGGGAUUUUUCGCCGAUAUUAUUGCAAGUUUAUCGGAUUUUCGCUUCGGUCAUACUGGAAAUUAUCUUUUAGCCAGAGAUUAUUUAACAUUGAAAAUUUGGGAUAUGAGAAUGGGCGAUCGACCGUGUGAAAUUUAUUCAGUUCAUGAACCAUUUCGAUCACAACUUUGUAUGUUGUAUGAAAAUGAUGCUAUUUUUGAUAAAUUCUUAUGUGGAUGGUCUGAUGAUGAUAGGUAUGCAAUAACGGGAUCUUACGGCAACCUCUUUCAUAUAUUUGACCGUCACAAUGGCUCUGAUUGGUUGUAUGACCUUGACGAUUCAAGCAAUCCUUAUAACACAAAUUCUGUAUGUAAUACUGAGGGUUACUUAUCACCUAAACGUUUUAUGUCUCCUGAUGAUCCAAUUGGAAGUCGGUUGGGUUUAUCUUCAAUUUUCGUAGCACCAUUGGAUGCUGUGGAAGCUCUCUUUCCAGAAACGACGAGUCAAACCAGUUCGCAUAGCAGCUAUAGUGAUAAUAAUGAUUGGAGUAAAUUUGACGAUAGUUCGAACACCUCAGAGGUGUCACCUGGUAGAACAAAGCUAUCUAACUGUCAAUUAGAAGAUCCCAACCCUACAGAGAAUACUCCCUCAGCACCGCCAACAGGUUCGAAGCGUCGAAAGCAAAUCCUUCCUUCUCGUGCUGAUAUUUCUACUGAUUCUCAUUGUGUUGUACAAAGUGAACACGGGAAGGCCCGUAGUUGUCACCACAAAAGUGAACAUCGUCAUCGCAACAAGCAUUCUCAAUGUGAGAGGAUAGAGAAAUGUGGAUACGGUGUUAGUUCUUCUUUCACAGUACCGAACUCAAAUGAUGGUCAUGAGUUAUCAAGUGUCAUUGAAAAUUUACUGCCUGUCAAAAAAACGUCUAUGGAAGAAUUUCAAUCAGGGACAUCAACUGUCCCUGGAAUGCACCAGAUACACUGUCAACGUGAGAUACUUCACUUAUCCUGGCACCCGAAGAAAUUCCUUACAGUAGCUCAAUCGGGCAAUCAGAUGUUUCUUGUUUCAGGUCAGCCGACAUUUAGUGGUGCAUUGCCUUCACAGAAGGAUUCGAGUAAUUGCUCUUCCUGUUUAUCUAAGUCAACUGACGAUGAGAACAACAUACCUAGUGGACAUUGUGAAGCGAGAUCCACAUCUAUAAGAGAUAACGUAUUGACCAGAUUAUCUGUAAAUUGUUUUGUGCCAACGACUUCUUAUCUGUUAGUGUUUACGGCCUUUCAAGUAACGGUUUGA